AUGACUCGUCACACCGAGUCUCUCCCCAACCUCCCGGUGGAAAUCAUCCACAUUGUGGCGUCGUUCGUGGAUAGGGAGCGUGACCUCAACGCGUUGGCCCGCACGAAUCGCCGGAUGCACCAAAUACUGAACCGACGGCUCUAUCAGAGGAACGACAGCAACUGCAACGAAAUUUGGCAGAGAUGCACUCAGCGGCUUCGAGAGAUUACCGACUCGAGUGUCUCCAGGGAGUUCGCUGGCCUUCAUCGCGAGCUGGAGACUCAAAUCUGCGACAAACAUGUCCUGUUAUGGGCCGCUCGCUACGAUAGAGCAGAGCCGCUUACUGCUAUGCAGUCCAUGGGUUUCAAAAUCAACAGGUUUGGCAUGCUCCAGACGGCCGCCUCCGGCUUCAGGAAGAUUGUGACAACGCUUCUAGAUGAGCCAGGCCGCAACAUCGACUCUCAGGACAUGUAUUUCAUCUCGGGAGAAAUCCUCUCGUGGAAGCCCGUUUCCGCGAUGCAUGCCGCGGUCGAAUCAGGUCGGAUUGCGAGUGUCAGACUGCUUCUCGACAGAGGAGCCGACGUUAACUUGAUUUCUGAGGAUCACCUUCGCAACACGCCCCUGCACAGAACUAUAUCGUGGCACUCCACAAAUAUGAUGAGCGUGCUUCUCGCUCGCGGAGCUGACCUGCUCGUGAAAGAUGCAGCUGGACAGACGGCACUUCAUAUGGCGGCAAGACGUGGCUGCUGCUCCGCCGUGGCGUUGCUGCUGGACCAUGGCGCCAGCCUGGACGUCGUCGAUGACGAAAACCAUACGGCGCUUGAUCUCGCAAUCAUCUCUGGCGGCGGAGAAUGCAUCAACCUCCUGCUCGACCAUGGAGCCCUGCAGUACGAUCAGUCACGGGCUGCAUUCUUCCAAGCUUGGAAUGAGGGACAGCUCGAAGCCGCGCUUACGAUCUGGAAAUAUUUUCCCGCUAUCAGGUUUUAUCGACAAGAUACGAACAAGCACGGGCAUGAAAACAAUAAAGAUCCCGACGGCGACGGCGAUGACGAGAACGACGACGACGACGACGACGAGGUUCAACCUGCCAUCAUAACUGUCGUGAGAGGCAACGCCAAGACAGAGGUCCUCAGAGACCUGCUCCGGUUGCUUCUGAGCGAGGGCGUAGAAAUUGAUGAAAGGGACGAAGACGGGCGUACGGCUCUGCAUCACGCCUGCCUGCAGCGUCGAGGCGCCCUUGCGAGGUUUCUGGUUCUGAAAGGGGCCAAUGCGCUGGUGACGGAUAACGGCAACGUCACGCCGAUCCAGUUAGCCAUGGAAAAUCAUGCAGCUGAUCAUCCCCGGCGAGUCAGAGCAUUACUCUCGCCGCUCUUCACUUUCAUUGAGUGA
Messenger RNA from Purpureocillium takamizusanense, 1368 nucleotides. RefSeq lists its product as uncharacterized. Gene Ontology annotation, molecular function: protein binding. The record is from RefSeq and is a predicted model, not a curated record. The transcript is spliced from 2 exons. Gene Ontology annotation, cellular component: nucleus; cytoplasm. Bases 1 to 1368 code for a protein of 455 amino acids. NCBI's taxonomy places the organism in Eukaryota, Fungi, Ascomycota, Sordariomycetes, Hypocreales, Ophiocordycipitaceae.